Molecule: messenger RNA, 492 nt
Organism: Pyricularia pennisetigena
Lineage: Eukaryota; Fungi; Ascomycota; Sordariomycetes; Magnaporthales; Pyriculariaceae
Exons: 2
Coding region: 1-492 (163 amino acids)
Source: RefSeq, a predicted model, not a curated record
AUGGAGGCGGUAACGGAGGGGGCGGCCACGGUGGUCACAGCUGGCUCAAAGCCCGUCGACACCACGGGGCCCUCCCGCGGAAUCGGGAAACAACUAGCAGUUCCGUUGAACGUCAGGAGCUUUGUUCUGUGGGAAGACUGGCAGAGGGCUUACAAUGGUGCGGCUUUGUUCGAGACCAACAGCCCACCCCAGAGUACACUCGCGGCUCCCACCUCCAGCAAAACGCCUCCUCAUCUACGCACCACCAUCAUCGUGCGCACCCACACGGGCGUAAAGGCCCGCGUCGCAGUCCGACUAGCCACCGCCACUUCCACGUCCAGCACAGCGCUGCGACUCCCCGUCCUGAUAGAAGGGAUCCUACCGAUACUCGAGCCCGGCCGAGCGACGGCUGCGCGGCAGCCCCUCGGUGCUCUACAUCGCCGGCGGCGGGGGUCGACGUGGGCGCCGUGCUGGAGCAGGAGGUGCUUGCCGAUGAAGGGCUGCUGGGGGUGA